AUGGCAGAGCCUUCGCUGCCCCUCUCCUUCCUCUGCCUCCUCGCCUUGUCCUCCGCCUGCUACAUCCAGAACUGCCCCCGGGGCGGCAAGCGGGCUCUGGCCGACACAGCCCUGAGACAGUGCAUGCCCUGCGGCCCCGGCAACAGAGGGAACUGCUUCGGGCCCGGCAUCUGCUGCGGAGCGGAGCUGGGCUGCUACCUGGGCACGGCGGAGACACGGCGCUGCUCCGAGGAGGAUUACCUGCCCUCCCCCUGCCAGGCCGGCGGGCAGCCCUGCGGAGCCGGGGGCCGCUGCGCCGCGCCCGGCAUCUGCUGCACCGCCGAGACGUGCGCCAUGGACACCGCCUGCCUGGACGAUGGCAGCGACGGCGCUCAGGAGGCGGCGGAGGAGAAGAACCUGACGGUGCUGGAUGGCUCGGCCGGAGAUCUGCUCCUCAAGCUCAUGCACUUGGCAAACCGGCAGCAGCAGCAGGGCAAGCACCCCCUGCUCUGA
Pseudopodoces humilis (Tibetan ground-tit) is the source of this 492-nucleotide messenger RNA. Its product is annotated as vasotocin-neurophysin VT. The record is from RefSeq and is a predicted model, not a curated record. Lineage: Eukaryota; Metazoa; Chordata; Aves; Passeriformes; Paridae. Gene Ontology annotation, molecular function: neurohypophyseal hormone activity. Gene Ontology annotation, cellular component: extracellular region; secretory granule.